AUGGAAAGAAGAAACCACCGAGAAGAUAGAAAAAGGGAAAUCAAUGAAUAUGCAGAUAAUCGGCCCAUUAAAGGUUCUGGAUCUUAUAACCUAAAUUUCAUUGACUGGGAAAAUGAAUAUGAAGCAGUCAUAGACCAUGUUUCCAAUCUGCAAAGUAAAAAAUAAUUAGGACAAGGGCUUUCUUAUGAGCAAUGCCCUUAUUAUGAUGUCCCUUCAAGAGAAUUAGAAUUUUUAUGGAGAGAUUGUGAAGAACUGUCAACCUUCGGGCUCUCUGAUGAAGAAAUUGCACGAUUCCCAACUUACAGGGGACAAACAAUGAGGGAGUGCACUAUUUGUUUAAGCGCUAGUGCUGAAGGUAUUAAAUUACCUUGUGGGCAUGUAUUUCACAAAGACUGUAUCGUGAGAUGGCUAAAGCAUCGAACUGAUUGUCCAAACUGCGAGAAUUAAAUAUAGCAUCUCAGCUUUGCGGUCAGCUCCUCCAAACACAUAUUUAAUGUAUAUCAGGCAAGGUUUUGCUAUCCCAGAAAUGGACGAAAACAAUGCUGGGUAAGCAAUUCUUGUGUUUUUCCUUUUUGCUGAGAGUCGACCAGAAAUUCCAUUUUUUUAGAUUUUUGUGUAGAUAAGGCUGCAUAAUCCGAAGACAGCCCACUCAACACUGAUGCCGAAAAGCGAGGAGGAGACACUGCCAUCCUUUGGUGGAACACAGUUAAAAAAGCGUUUCAAUAUUCAUGCAUCGAGAUCCUUGGCGAUUGCUUAAAAUUAGGGUGAGAGUGUCUAUUAAUAAAUUGUCCAAACUGCAGAAGAUCAGCAAGAGUGUCUUCUAAAUAA
Messenger RNA from Blepharisma stoltei, 828 nucleotides. Lineage: Eukaryota; Ciliophora; Heterotrichea; Heterotrichida; Blepharismidae. The record is from the annotation of a GenBank genome assembly.